Messenger RNA from Acanthopagrus latus (yellowfin seabream), 2661 nucleotides. RefSeq lists its product as uncharacterized. Gene Ontology annotation, cellular component: external side of plasma membrane. The record is from RefSeq and is a predicted model, not a curated record. The coding region runs from base 13 to 1551 and encodes 512 amino acids. Gene Ontology annotation, biological process: negative regulation of T cell proliferation; T cell costimulation; positive regulation of T cell proliferation. Lineage: Eukaryota; Metazoa; Chordata; Actinopteri; Spariformes; Sparidae. The transcript is spliced from 10 exons.
AUCUGUCCAGUCAUGUCCUCCACCAUCCUGCUGAUCAUCCUGUCUGCACACAUUACAGGUCUGAUCUCAGAGCAGCUUCUCAGAGCAGCUGUUGGAGGAUCCGUCCUGAUAAACUGUUCUCUCCCAGGAUAUCCACUCAGUCUCAACUGGUUUUACUGGCAGGAGGGCGACAAUCCUGUUUUUCGAUGGGAGAAUGGGAAAGAAAUGAAAAUAGAAGACAACAAAUACAAGGGCAGGUUCCAAGUCUUCACUCAUGAGUUUAGUUCUGGAAAUAUUUCCAUCAGACUUGACAACAUUUCUCCGGAAGAUGAUCAGAAAACAUUCUUUGCCUACAUUAAAUUCGAUAAGGAGAGGCAAUCUGAAGAACGGUGCAGAUCCAAGCUGCAGGUUUCAGGUCUGAUCUCAGAGCAGCUUCUCAGUGCAGCUGUUGGAGGAUCCGUCCUGAUCCCCUGCUCUCUCCCUGGUAAUCCACUGACGUUUUACUGGCAGGAGGACCAGUCUUCUAACCAACUGUGUCACUGGGACAAUGGGAAAACAUUGCCAGCAUGUGACAAAUACAAGGGCAGGUUCCAAGUCUUCAAUUCUGAGUUUAGUUCUGGAAAUAUUUCCAUCAGACUUGACAACAUUUCUCCUGAAGAUGAUCAGAAAACGUUCUUUGCCUUUGUACAUUUUUACGAUGAGCAGAAAAAAGUCGCCAAACCGUCUGAAGAACGGUGCAGAUCCACACUGCAGGUUUCAGCUCCCUACCAGGAUCUGGUCCUGAUGGUUAACCACACAACCAACAGUGCAACCUGCUCAGCACGAGGAGGAUAUCCUGCAGCUCAGGUAUCAUGGAAGGGUCUGAUGAGAUCCAGCGAUGAAGAGCUGGACCUGCAGGAUGCUGAGACGUUCCUGCAGUCGGGUCCAACAGAGAAAACCUUCUCCUUCACAAGCUCUGUCAACGUUAGAGGGUUAAAGUCUGUAACCUGCAUCGUCUACAACCCUCACUCCAACAAGACCAUCACCAGAACUGAAAAUAUAGACACUGGUGAAAACAAGCGGAUUCAUGUGGCUGCAAUACUUGGAUCUGUUGUCCUCAUCAUCCUUGCUGGUGUCUAUUUGUACAAAAAGAAAUGUGCAGUUCAAGAUCCACGGAACCCAGAACCAGACGUCCCUAAUCCCCAAGACCCAGUUCAAGAAGAAGCUCCAACUCCAGAUCAAGAUCCAGAUCAACCCAACCAACCACCAGUCGACUCGAAUGCCAAAGAGCCAGCUCAGGAAGAGGCAGCUCCAGAUCAAGAUCAAGAUCAAGCUCGAGCUCAAGAUCCAGAUCAACCCAACCAAUCACCAGUCGAUCGUAAUACCCAUGACGGAGCUCAAGCUGAAGGUGAAGCAGCUGAUGCACCUGAGGACACUGUUUUAAUAUCUGAGGAUCGAGCUGCUUUUCACCGUCCCACAAGGACGAGUGAAGGUACUGCAGACCGCGACACCUGUGAGGACGCUGCUGCUUCUCCAGAGAAAGAAAAACUGUUGAAAAAAGAAAAUGGAACUGAAGACAGAGCCUCAGAUUGAGUCAGAAGUGUAUCUGACAACCUGGAUCAGAACUGAGUCGGGGAGGGAAGAACCUGAAGAACUACUGCACAUAAACUAAAAUAAUCACUUGAAGACUUGUUCAGACAAACUCAGGUCCACUAAACUGUGAGUCCAUUAGCUGUUAGUCAAACUCUGGUGCUGAAUAAACAACUGGACAAAGCAAACGGACCGACAACAGUAUGUCGAGAUAGUUCUGUGUGUUUCUUCUCUGGUGUCACACAGAGCUGCCAGCUGGACCGUGGUUCUGGAGAAGAUGAGGAUAAAAAAACACAUUUCUUUUUUGAAGUAUGGUAACUUUUUUUGAUCACAUGAAAAAUCUCCCGUCUCACAGGUCUGAAUGAAGGUCCGUUUAUUUCCACACACAGACUCCACAUUAUAACCACAGUCAAGGCUCAACUUUGUUCACACUGAACCAAGCAGCACCAUCUGAAAGGUGCUCAACUGUGUCCAGUUUAAACAGCCCGUUGGCAAAGCAGAACCAAAAGUGUUGGACGGUACACAUCAUGACGUUGACAUCUGUGUGUUUCCCCAGUGUCACCUGUUGAUCUAAACAUGUACCUGCUGACUGUUUACAAUCAUAUGGAUGCUGUCCUGAUGUGUUCUGACUGAGAUCCAGACCCAACAAACAUCCUGAAAGUUACGUUUUUGUCUUUUUUUUGUUUUUUUCAGGCUGACAGUUGCUGUGUUUUGUUUCAAUAGAAGUUGGAAGUCGUACAUUUCCUGUUACUUCAGUACUGUUGUUUGGUCCUGUUACGUUGCUUUGUGUGUUGAAGUCUGGAACAUUUCUCUUUUAUUUGAUGAGUGAACAAACUAUUUAUCCGUCUGUCUGAACACCAUCAGACUGACACACUGCGAUCCACAGAGACGCCAAACUGUCCUCCCUCUCUGCAUCUGUUACUUUCACACAGGUGGACAUGAUUCUCACCAGCCUGUGAAUGUGUCUGUGGUGUGACGAUUUGUGUUGUUGUCUGAUUCUUAUUUUUAAGUGCACAGUGAGUGUUUCUGUAUUGUCAGUGUGUCUGAAUGUUGGGGUUUGUGUUCAAAGUGUUGGGAUUUUUCAGAUAAUUAAACAAUGGUGCUUGCAAAAUU